This is a messenger RNA of Rhododendron vialii, 537 nucleotides long. RefSeq lists its product as uncharacterized. The coding region runs from base 1 to 537 and encodes 178 amino acids. The record is from RefSeq and is a predicted model, not a curated record. Lineage: Eukaryota; Viridiplantae; Streptophyta; Magnoliopsida; Ericales; Ericaceae. The transcript has 2 exons.
AUGCAGAAACUCCCAUCUGAAACUCUCCGACAGUACGCCGAACGAUAUUGGCAACUGUUCAACGAAAUUUUUGGAAUCGACGAAUACUGGGCCGCAAGAACCUUCAAAAAUGGCUUGGAGAUUAACAGCAAGAUCCUGGAUGAACUUGCUAUUCGCCCACCCCAUGGCAUGGGCGAGUUGAUGCGCAUCAUGGAACGGUUUUGCGCUCUUGAAGAAUUUUACGCGGACCGUGCGGCUCAAGGGCUAACGAACUCAACUACAAGCCUCCCAACGGUUACACCUCAGCUGCCAGCACCAGUCGCACCGCAGCAGCCUCAGCCAAAGAAACUUGUCCACAACAUCAAGGAAGGAAAGAAGCGCCAGCCGAAGGAAAUCAUGAGGCAACUGUGGUUCGAAUGGCCAACAGGAAAGCUGGGCACAGACACUGGCCAACAAGAUCAGAACCCACAAAAGAAGUGCUCAUACCACAACGAGCUCGGUCAUUACACAACGGCAUGCGCACCAUACAAAGCACUAUUGGAGCGUCUGGCAGCAUAA